Molecule: messenger RNA, 6797 nt
Organism: Lytechinus variegatus (green sea urchin)
Lineage: Eukaryota; Metazoa; Echinodermata; Echinoidea; Temnopleuroida; Toxopneustidae
Exons: 23
Coding region: 235-5679 (1814 amino acids)
Biological process (GO): protein linear polyubiquitination; signal transduction
Cellular component (GO): LUBAC complex
Molecular function (GO): K48-linked polyubiquitin modification-dependent protein binding; zinc ion binding; K63-linked polyubiquitin modification-dependent protein binding
Source: RefSeq, a predicted model, not a curated record
UUGUUUCCUCGAAUCCGGACAUCGCAACUCUAAAAAUAACGACCUUAGAAAAAAGUUAUACUUAUAUAGCUUGAUUCCUGCAUUUACAUAGAAACUUUGGUAUAUCGAGAUAGUCGAGGGAUAAUCAUGACAAUUGUGAACCAGACGUUGGCCGGGCCUAGCUACGAAGUUGGAUAACAAAACAUUACGCUAAGAAAUCUGAAAAUACCAUUGUAAAGAAUCUGGAACAUUACCAUGGCAAAUCAAGGAUAUGGAUAUGACUAUAACAGUCGUGUGCCACUCCGGUCUCCGCUACCAAGGAAAGGUAGCUCAUCUUAUCCUGAUAACACAUUCAUGGAUCAGAGAAUAGUUGAUCUUCACUACAAACUAGAGCAAAAAAUUGAAAAUGAUUCCAAGAACAGGACGAUUAGAGUUGUGUUAGUCAUGAUGUUCGAGACUCUGUGUUUGGAAAUUAUUCAAUUGGAUUGGAAAGAUUCAAGCUUGAUGUUGGUUUAUAUGAUUGUGCCUGUACCGGAAAUAUUGUUACAAAAUGAAGAGGCAUGUACAGAUACUGUCCAAAUGCGUGCAUUGAAAGAUGCUAUUGGGAUUCUCUUUCGAUAUGGUGUAAACCUAUUAAAACCUGAUGUUACAUCAAGCUCAACUUGGAGAGUGAUCAGCUUCGACAAUCCAAUGUACAGCUCAAGAGUUUCAAUCCUGAAGGGUCACCAAAAAAUACUAUCUCUCUAUGGGUACACAAAAGAAAUGAGCUAUGGACUGAGCUACCCAGAUGCAUCACUUUCUCCAAAUACUGAAACUGUUGCAAAGGUCGCUGCAGAUUUGGCAAUUGCAUACUUUGAAAUUGAUUUGUACAUUACGGGCAAACAUCCAUUCCCAAGAAGAAUUGGCAAUUGGUUUACGCAAUAUCCCAAUAGGACACAAACGUUCAACUACCCUAAUAAACAUGUUCUCAUCACCCAUCCAAGUCAUGGAAGCUACAGCUCUAAGAAUUCGCUUCCAGAUGAGCCCAUAAUGCAACAGACAAAAAGAAGUGCAGCUAUUUCACAUGUUAAAAGUAGUUACCCAGUGCGCGAACCUGAGGACUUACCUAAAGUUUUGACUGCAAGUGUUGGACAAGAGAAGCAGUCUAGCAUUGAUGAUGUAUCAGGGAAAACCAUAUUGCCACCACCACCAUCCCAAUCAAUGCCAUUUUACAACCAAGUGAAUAUCAAGUUGACAAAAUGCGGUAUCUGCAAGCAGAACCCGGCAAACAUGAGAUGCAAUGUGUGCUCCCAGCCUCGGUGUCAGCGAUGUGAUGAGCUAUGGCACAAACAUCCUCAGAGACAGGGCCACAAACGAGAGCCAAUCAUUCUGGAAGAACUUGGUGAAUAUCCAAAGGCAUCAGAGCCUGCUGCAGACUCCAGAGCACGUGUGCUUCCUGUAGUCAUUGAUAAGGCAGCCAUCAGGAAGGCCCAUCUGCCAGGAGGCAGUGCUGCAAGGACAGAUAACUUAUCUCCUCUUCCAGAAGAACCGUUGUCCAGAAAGACAAAUGGACCAGCCAGGACCAAUGACCCAUCAGACUCGCCACCAUUCCUACAGGGCAAGAAGCUCAUAGCAGAAACUUCUUUGGUGAACUGUGACUUUUGCGGGACAAAGCCAGGAAAGAAGAGAUGCACAUCGUGUGGGGAGACAUACUGCCUGGAAUGCGAUGAUAAGCGACACAGCAAUCAACACAGAAAGAAUCACAUUAGACAGGAUGUAACACAGACUAUUCAACCAGGAAAUUUGCCUAGCAAUCAGGACCUUGGUUCAAUGGUAUCAAGCUACUAUUCAGCCCCUGGGGUAGUUUGUGAUGAUGCCUCUUUCAUCAACAGCGAGGAAGAUCUGGAUCUCAGAGCACCUCCUCGUGACAGGUAUCUUCAGCCAGUGGGAAAGGCCACUGUGGAUUCGGGUGUCCAUACUGAGCUAGGACACAAUACACCCCAAACUAAGGAAUCACCCGGUGAAUUCAUACCUCGUUUACAAGGUGGAGGAAUGGCACCACAGGGUUCAUCUGGAGCUGUUCAAGAAGCCAGGUUCCAAGAAGAACUUGGCAAGAUUACUGCUGAAGACAUUACUACCAUGGAGAAAUUAUUCAGUGUGCGAGGUCUCAGAGAAAGUGAAAUGGAUCCGGGUAAGAAAGCAGCAUUGUUGCGAGAAGAGCAAGAACUCACAAAGAAGCAUGAAGAGUUAGAGAGGAAGUUGAAUGCACUUCAAGGUCAGUCAUCAGUCACUCCUGGCACAAGUCCGCAAGGUGUUCAAAGUGGUGCUGCAGUUGCUGUAGGAUCAGCAGGGGCUGCAAAUACAUUGGUACCUCAAGGUAAGGUUGUUUCCUCUGUGAUUUCAGAAGGCAACACGACUACAUCGGUCAAUCCUGUAGAGAUCAGACAAAAGUUUCCAGAUGCUGCUGAACCACAGGCGCAGAACUCCAGAGACAUUGACCAGGGUGAUCAAGAAGAAGGAUGGACCUGUCAACACUGCACUUUCCUCAACACUAACAUGGAAUCAAACAUCUGUGAAAUGUGUGACAAAACAUCCUUCCCAAAUGCUAAGCUCCAGCAAAAGCAGAAACCAAAGGAAACAAAAUCUGAACACUCAAAUCCUGAAGUGAAGGUCCAACCUCUUACUAAAGCAGAAACUAGGCUAAAGAAUGCAGAGUAUUUUCAGCAGCUAGAGGCUGAGAUGUUGGCUGAGAAACGGCAGGCCAAACAAGAAUUCCACAGCAAACCUGAAAGCUCCCAAACCGAGUUGGCCAUUCAGGAACCAAAGAAAACAGUUGCAAAGUCCAAGCCACUCUCAGAUACCGACCUCCUGGAGAUCGCCCAGGCAAUCCCGACCAGUUACUUCACCAAGCUUGGAAUUGAACUGGGGUUUUCUCACGACGAAUUGAGCAGACUUCAAGUGAAGGAUCCAAGGGGCAUUAUUGGGGGAGCCACCUUUGAAAUGCUGAAGAUGUGGACAGGUGAUGUGAGGGGUCAGGAGCAAAGACCAAAGCUGAAGCAGGUCUUGUUGAAUGCAGGACUACGCACCUAUGUUAAGUUCCUCGACGAAAACAGAUUUAUUCAAGAUGAACCCUUGGUAUCUUCUCCCAGACCAAAGACCAUGGGUGACAUGUCAAUUCGACCAAGCAGAAUGUCCGCGCCCAGUGGAAUGUCUCCUGAUGCAGUCUCUGAUAAAGAACUCAUGCAGCUAGCAAGGAUGAUUCCAGUCUCAAAGACACAUGAGCUUGGGUUCAAUCUUGGGUUCUCAUAUCAGAAAGUACGAUCCCUCAUGCAGUAUAACAGGAUGGAUUCAUAUCAUGCCGUAUGUAAUAUGCUGCAGGAUUGGAAAAUGCGGACCUCAGGUCAGCGCCGAGAGUUGAACAGUGCCCUGAUUCAUUCUGAAUUAGGUGGUCUGACCUUAUCUGAGCCUGUUCCAAUACCAAAUGAUGUAACCAAGCAACGUAGAGGCAUCACAGACAUGGAGUUGCAGGAGUUGGCUGACUCUUUGAAUGCUUCCAAUAUCAGGAAGCUUGGGAUGUAUCUAGGGUUUGGUAUGGCAGCUAUAUCUCGCUACCAGCAGCAAGCGGCCAUGGGGUCACCCCGGGAAGGAACGGUCAAGAUGCUCCAGGACUGGAUAGAACAAAAACCUGAGAUAGACCACAGGGAGUGUCUCGCCAACGUUUUGGACCAAAUCGAUUGUAUGCGCCUUGGAGAGAAGAUCAGGACAUACUCAGAAUAUACUCACCAUUUUGACACCUUUGAAGAGAGCCUACAGCAGCAGUUGUCGCAUGCCACUAGUUUUGGCGAUCUGUCUCAUGUAAAGGAUGAGGUCAAGAUGAAAUAUGAAGAGAAGCGCACAGCGUCGUUAAAACUCAUUGCUGAGCUGAGGGAGGCUGAAUCUCAAGGAAUACUUCCUGGACGCAUCAAGUGCGCCCUCUACAUGAUGGAGGAACAAGGCGAUGACCUUGCUGACCCGAUAGCCUGGAUUGAUGCAAACUGGACAAAUGUUGUCAAUGAUCUUGCACAAAAGGCUACCCAGGAACUCAAGGAAAAUCUUGAAGUGGAUGUCGACAAAAGGAUAAUUGAUCUUGUCCAGUUGAGUGUGGAGUCAGCAGAGAAGUGCCUUGAGGAUUGCUCCGGAAACAUACAGGAAGCUGUCAAAGACUGCACUCAGACGAUACAGGAAAGGAUCCUAGAAAUCCAAGAAGUUGGUUGCUACUCCGUGGAUGACAUUGUUGCCAUUUUGAAGCAGGCCGAUGUUCGGGGUGAUCCUGAGAAGGCCCUUGAUGCCCUCCAGGCCAAGGCAAUGGCUGAGUAUGCAGACAGGGUCUGGAAGCCAAUGCAUGGAGAUGACAAUGAAUACUUCCAACAGGCCAUCAAAAAUGACGAUCGCUCUAUCAGGAUGUUGAUGGUUGAAUAUAACAUGCGCAGCUGGGGCCGCGCCCAGACCGCGGCUAAGCUGAUCAUACGCAAAGAGUUUUCAGUGGACGACGUGGUGACAGCUGCAGAGGAAUGCGGAGAUAUUCGACGUUCAGAAGAGUUCUUGAAGCAGCAAUGUUCUGUUUGCUUUGAUGAUUUACCAAGAAACAAGCUGAUAUCCUUGAUCAAUUGCCAGUGCAUGAUGUGUCGGGAUUGUGUCAUCCAACAUUUUGAGAUCAUUGCCAAGGACCAGAGUAUCAUGAAAGGAAAAUGUCCGACAUGUGACCAACCUGACCUAGAUGAUCCUGCGGUGGCAGCAAAUUAUUUUUCAUUCCUGGAUAUACUUCUACGGGAGAUGCUGACUGCUGAAGUGUUUGAGCUGUUCCAGAGGAAGCUACGGGACUGGAACCUGAUGCAGGAUAAAAAUUUCUGCUGGUGUGCUCAUUGCAAUUCUGGCUUUAUCAACGGAGCACCAGACAGGCGCAAGAUGCGAUGCCCGGAAUGCAACAAACUGACCUGUUUCGUCUGCAGGAAGCAAUGGAUGGAACAGCAUGAGGGAAUCAGUUGUGAGGCCUUCCAGCAAUGGAAGGAGAACAACGACCCUGAUCUACAAGCACAGGGUCUGGCUGCUCAUCUUAAUGAAAACGGCAUUGAGUGCCCUCGUUGUAAGAUGAGGUAUGAGCUGGCCAAGGGAGGAUGUAUGCAUUUUAAAUGUCCACAAUGUACAUUUGAAUUCUGCUGUGGAUGCAAUCAACCAAUCAAAAGAGGAGAAGCUUGUGCCAAGUUUGCUUCCUGUCUCAACAAGGGUCUCCAUGCUCACCAUCCAAGAGACUGUCUGUUCUAUCUCCGGGAUGAGGAAAUCGCUUAUCUCCAAAAUAUUCUUGAAGAUGAAGGAGUGGAGUUCAACAAGGAGCCCCCACAAGGAGCUGACGAGAACGAGGAGGGGAAAUGUGGAGUCCAGGAGCAGAAGGAAGGACCUAAUGGCCUAGAAGAUAAUAAGUGCGGGAGGAAUGUCACACCCGGGAAUGCUGGUCUCUGCAGGAUUCACUACAUUGAGUACCUGGUUGGAUUGAUCAAUGGCAAAAACAUUGAUCCUGCCAAGAAUUUCCCAAUUGCACAGCUAGAGGCCAUUUUGAACCGUGAAGAGAAAGCAGUUCCAAUUAGGCGGCCAGGGGAAGCAGAUCCUGAUUAUAGGAGGCGUCUCUUUCAGGAGGUGCAAACUAAACUUCCUUUGAAAAAAUUAUCCAGAGACAGAGCAAGAUGAAGGAAAGGAAAACAACAUUCUGCAGUGAAGAAAGAGAGAAGCACAAGAAGGGAAAAGAAAAAUGGAAGCAAAGAUGAAGAAAAUAGGUGAUCUUGGAAGUGGAAUGCAACUUUCAUUACACUUUCAAGAUGGCAGGGAGGAGAGAGGAAUAGUGGAAGAGCCCAUGACAUUCCUGUUGGAUUGCUCUAGGAAUGCAUGGAGUGCAUGCACUCUGCAUGCAAAGAUGAAGCUGGAGGAAGGAUUCAUGGACGAUUGUUGGUGAGUUUCAGUGAUGCUGAGGAGAUGGGGAAGAGCUUGGGGACAAUCGGAGGCAGCUGGGGAGUGGUGGUAGGGGUGAUGAAGGCUCGGACUAGAGGGAACAGAGGAGGUUCGUGGGAAGAAGAUGGAGUGGUCUAGAAGCUGUGGAAGUGAUGGGGAUCAGCGGGCUUACAUGUAUAGGGAAGGAAGGGAAGAUUAUUAAUCGUCAGAAGAUGCUAGAUCAUCACUGGAGAAAAAUGGAUGAAAGUACGGGGUUAGGGAGAGCAUGAAAGAUAUUUUUGGAAAAGAGGAGAGUUCCAGAAGGUGCCGGAUUGAGCAGAAUUGAGGAUUGUGAUGUUCAAGGGAUGCACUAGAAAGAUGAAUAACUUUAGAGAAGCUAGAGGAGAAAAAUAUCAUAAGGAACAAAGUCCCCAGAUUCCUGACAUACUGAAUAUAACAUUUUCAUGGAAUUUCUAGCCAAGCACAGAAUUCAAGGAAUUCCAUGGAAACACAAUUUUUCAUACCAAAAAUUUAAUUUUAGAAAAUGCAGUGAAAAUCAAAGCAAAAUCCAAUGCAACAAAAAACUAUGUAUCAGUGUAAAAUCUACCAAUGAAAUCUACAUAUCUAAUGGGUUGUUAGACUUUGUUCACAAAGCUUUAUCUGCAUACUGCUGUGCUUGUUUGUAUAGGCCUAUGAUAGAAAAUUAACAUUAUGCUGAGAUUUCACUUUCUAGGCCUACAAUUACAUUAUCACAUGUUUUGUGAAGGGCACAGAGGUUGCAUUUUAGAACACAGAAAUUUGGGGACUUUAUGCUAAUGGUCUGAGGUGGAUAUGGAGAAUGGGAAUGAUUCCAACAUAAUGGGACUGGAAAAAUGGGGUCA